This is a messenger RNA of Marchantia polymorpha subsp. ruderalis, 1608 nucleotides long. The record is from the annotation of a GenBank genome assembly. NCBI's taxonomy places the organism in Eukaryota, Viridiplantae, Streptophyta, Marchantiopsida, Marchantiales, Marchantiaceae.
GCAGAUGUGGAGGGGAAAGUGAGGGCGUCAAGGAAAUCGGCAAGCGGGCCCUCCUUUCACAGGAAAGCUCGAGAAUGUUGGAAGGAGGGCUGGGAUUUUGCAGCGUAGAAGGAUGGAUUCUUUAAUCCUUUCGAAGCCGGGAUCGGACGAAAUGCUGGACUUAGAUUACUUAUACAGGAAAGACUUUUGAAAAUUCAAAGAGAAUACAUGGAGAAAGUCUACAAGGUUUUCAAAAAUUGUAUCGUAGUUUUCCUGUCAAACGAGUGUGAAUGGUAUCUGAAAUCCAAUAUUAGAGAAAAGAGAAUCCAUCUCUACCUUGUAGCGAUUUGAAAACUCUGAAUCCGGGGAUCAGCUAUGCAAAUGCGCAGCAAAGACAGCCAGACAGAGCAUGUAGAAUCGAUCGGCAUCCCAGCAGAGGCCGCGGGCGGUACUUGAAAUAUCUACCCGUAUCAAAUGUGUCGACUUUGAAAGCAGCGUCUUCGGCAGCGUGUCUUUGAGUGAGCAGCCAGCCAUGAGCCUUCGGAACAGUUAAACACAAGAUUUCAAGAAGGGACAUAUACUGCACGAACUCUGUGCAGAUUAUGUGAUACAAGCCGCAAGUUUAACUCAAGGGCUCGAAUCUGCAUUAAAUAGUUAGACAGACGUUACUUCUUUCGUUUAUUGUGUUCUUUCUCACCGAAUUUUCUCUGAGGCAGACGUAGUGUUUGUGAAUGUAGUCAACAGUAAUUUCGUAGUGGCUUCGAAAGCUGAUAACGUCAACGAAGUGACACUAUGUGAAGAAUUUUGUUCUCAGAAACUAGCAGCACGAAGGCCAUAUUUUACAAGACGCUGAAAUCCUUAGCCCGAGACGUGUCCUCGGCGCCGAGAUGCUGCGAGCCAUUCAUCGUACGACGGAGCGUGUUCGCUCGAGCGAGCCUACGCGAGCGUUUGAUGACGGCAAUUGUGAUGUCAUGGGAGAUAUUUCUCACAAGCUCCGAGCACGGAAUAUUUUCACAGCCCCUAGGCUGUAUAAAAAAUUCUCCACGACAAGAUAAGAUAAGACAAUGAUAAGAUGAGGACAAGAGGUGAUAAGAUAAGACAAUGUGGUUUGGCCCUUAGGGCCAAACCACAAGAUCUCCUCUCUCUUGAAAGCAAUAAUUGAACAUGGCAAUCAAUCCACAACGAGAGUUGCCCUCGACGGGAAGACCUGGCUGGCGAAACGUCUACUAGAGCGAUUUUCAGGUUUCUGCUUAAGCCUCGCCUUUUGGUGAUACUACAACCACAGACCAGCUGCAAAAAACCAUGAGUCCUGGUUUUCCUCACCAGCUCCACUCUUGAAACAAUCAACAGCAGCUCUGGAUCCAACUAUAGACCGGACAGAGCAAUCCUUCAUCGAAUGCUGGUCGCGAAGGGCAAGUUGCAUUUAAUAAGGAAAACCCCCACAUCAACAAGCUCUGCUCGAAGCUGCACGGUCACAUUCUGGGAUCAAUCAGUGGCAACACUUCACUGUUCAUUAGAAGAAAGUUCGAUUGACGUGCUAUGUGAGAUGCCAGGGCCACCUUUUCAAACGAAGACUUCAUAGCUCAUCAGAGACGAACAGUGGAAAGUUUCGAACUGCUUAUCAGCAGC